Molecule: messenger RNA, 1898 nt
Organism: Eruca vesicaria subsp. sativa (arugula)
Lineage: Eukaryota; Viridiplantae; Streptophyta; Magnoliopsida; Brassicales; Brassicaceae
Source: the annotation of a GenBank genome assembly
AGACAACUGUAACAUCAUUUAAAUCUCUCUUCUCUCUAAUUUCACUUGAAAAAUAAAAGGAAGAAGAAGAAGACGAAAGAGUUCUCAACUCUUUCUCUAGAUUAUAGCAUCAUUCUCUCCUCUCUGUAUAGGUGUCUUUGUCCAGCAUCUCGAAUCCUAAGAGAUCGGAGAUGUCGGAUACAUCGCCGACGGAGCAAGCAACAGUGUCUGCGUCUUACAAGGAGAGCAGCGGAGGAAAAAGCUCCUCGAAGCGAAGGCCAACUAGGCCAAGCAUCGACGCAGCGGCGGCCGACAAUGAGCUCAUCACUAUGCUGCAUGGCUCGGAUCCAGUGAAGGUGGAGCUUAAUCGUCUAGAGAACGAAGUUAGAGACAAAGAUCGAGAGUUGGGGGAAGCACACGCCGAGAUCAAAGCGCUAAGGUUAUCUGAUAGACAGAGAGAGAAAGCUGUCGAAGAGCUUACAGAGGAGCUUGCAAAGUUAGAUGAGAAGCUGAAAUUAACAGAAUCCAUUCUCCAAAGCAAAAAUCUAGAAAUCAAGAAAAUCAAUGAAGAGAAGAAAGCAUCAAUGGCUGCUCAGUUUGCUGCUGAAGCCACCUUAAGAAGGGUCCAUGCUGCUCAAAAGGAUGAUGACAUGCCUCCUAUUGAAGCCAUCCUUGCUCCAUUAGAAGCUGAACUUAAGCUUGCACGGUCAGAGAUUGGGAAGCUUCAAGAAGAUAACAGAGCUUUAGACCGUCUGACUAAAUCAAAAGAAGCUGCCUUACUUGACGCUGAAAAGACCAUUCAAGGUGCCUUGGCAAAAUCAGCCAUGGUUGAUGAUCUUCAAAACAAGAACCAGGAGUUAAUGAAACAAAUAGAGAUCCGUCAGGAAGAAAACAAAAUCCUAGACAAAAUGCAUAGACAAAAGGUUGCUGAAGUUGAAAAGCUCACUCAGACCGUUCGAGAGCUGGAAGAGGAUGUUCUUGCUGGUGGUGCUACCGCUAAUACAGUGAGAGAUUAUCAACGGAAAGUCCAAGAGAUGAAUGAUAAAGUGAUGCCUGUGAAGCAAUGGCUUGAAGAAAGAAGGUUUCUACAGGGAGAAAUGCAACAACUUCGUGAUAAACUUGUCAUAACAGAUCGAGCUGCUAAAUCUGAAGCACAGUUAAAAGAAAAGUUUCAACAGCGGCUUAAAGUGUUUGAGGAGACACUUAAAGGAACUUCAAGCAGUAGCAGCACCAUAACAAGAAACUUAUCCGAGACAAGAAGCAUGAGUAACGGACCAUCUCGUAGACAGUCACUUGGUGGAUCUGACAACUUACAAAAGUUUCCAUCAAACGGUUCAUUUUCAAAGAAAGCUCCAAGUCUUCAGAUGAGACAUUCCUUGUCUAUUAACUCAACUUCUGUUUUAAAGAAUGCUAAAGGAACAUCUAAGUCAUUUGAUGGAGGCACAAGAUCUUUGGACAGAGGCAAAGCACUCUUAAACGGACCUGGGAACUAUUCUUUCAACAAGGCUUCUUCUGAUGACUCUAAGGAACCAGAGUCAGCUAAUGGUUGGAAAGAAAGUUCGGAGGAGAAGCCACAAAGUGAAAACCCUGCAGCAGCAGCAACAAGUGAGGAUAGUGUCCCAGGUGUUCUGUAUGAUUUACUGCAGAAAGAAGUAGUUUCUUUGAGGAAAGCCUCUCAUGAGAAGGAUCAAAGCCUCAGAGACAAGGAUGAUGCCAUAGAGAUGCUAGCGAGAAAGGUGGAAACAUUAACAAAAGCAAUGGAGGUUGAAGCAAAGAAGAUGAGAAGGGAAGUACCUACGAUGGAGAAAGAAGUUGCUGCAAUGCGUGUGGAGAAAGAUCAGGAUAAUAGAGCCAAAAGGUUUUCAAAUAGCAAGAGCUCAUCUACCAUCGCUCAGAUUCUUGCUGCAAGGUAUAUCUAA